AUGAAGAAGAAGAAGAAAAAUAAAGGAGGAACACAGGAUGAACAAGAUGCCCAAGGACCAAAACCAAAGGCAAAGGCUAAAAGUUUGAAGGAAAGAACUUUGGCUUGGAAGAAGUUGAAGUUAGAAGAUGAAGAUGAAGGAGGUGCUGAAGAAGGUGAAGAGGAAGAAGUUUUGGAGGAAGACCCAGAAGUUGACACAAAAGAAAAGAGAAAUUAUGGCAAAGCUCGCAAGUUUGCCAGGGCACCCCAAGCUGGUGAAAUUCCUGAUGACAUCAAGGAGAUGUACAACAAUGCUUCCAAGUAUUCCAACCACCCCAGGUUGUUCAGGACAGAACUUGUGAACAGACUGUUCAAGAAAACCUCGAAAGGGGAAUUUGUCCUUUGCCAUGGGGAGCCUACAUUUGCAAGUUGGAAGCGCAACCAAGAUAUCAAGUUUACAGCUGCUGAUUCUGUGGGUGUCCCCUACAUGGUCAUAUUAUGGCAGACCUUCCAUGGUCAGGAACAUGCACUCCAAGAAGCCUUGAAGACAGGAGAUGUAUAUGAAAGCCAUGGUUUGUACCAUCACAGGCGAAUGACAGCAGGCAGAUCAAAGACAAGCACAGAAAGUAUGCAGUUGGAUGGAGGCAAGGUGGCAAUUGACACUGACCAGUUUGCAGGAAUGAGCAGCUUCCUUGGUGGCAAAAAAUGGUCCCAGUAUGGCCAGCAAGCAAUGCAGGAUUCUCCACCACAGCCCAGGGUGAAGAGAAGCCAGCAACUUACCUUGGAAGAUGUGCAACCAACACAUCCAAGGAGAACCUCAAGCCAGUUGGCUUUACCAGGGCCUGCAACAACAAACAAAGUGGUGAAGGUUGAUUGGGUUACCUUCCAGCAAAUUGUUUCUGAAGCCAAAGCAGCAAAUGAGCGCUUGCAAAGAGAUUGCUCCAGGCUUGUGAUGAAAGUUAGAGGAGGAGACCAGAAGCUGACAGAUGAUAUGAAAGCAGUUGUCAACCUGCUCACUGAGAAUUUACAAUCCCUUCAAGAAUGCCAAAUGUGGGAAGAAGUUCCAGGGUCUGAUGGAAAUGAAAAAAACAAGGUGGAAGCCUACUUCAAGCAGAUAGCCGAGAAGACAGAGAAGGCCAAUGAGUCAAUGGAACAAGUGAAGGUGGCAUUCUCUGAUGUUGCCUUGCUGGCAACUGACAAUGUGGCACUGCUUCUAGGCAAAGACUGGAAGCUUCCAGAAGAGAAAGUGCUGAGCAUGACCAAGCUGCUCAAGCUGCCAGCACCAGUGCAAUGCAUAGCAGCUCUUUUCAAAAAGGAUGCAGAAGCACUGGGUGUCAGGCAUGUGCAAUCCUCUUUGGCUACCUUGGCCAAUCUUGGUUCAGAAGGCAGACAUGCCAACAAUGUGCAUAGAGAUUUGAUGAAUGUGGUCAAGGAGAAGACACAUAUGCCAGAGCCUUUGUAUGCCAAUAUGCCUUUGAAAUCCAAAUGGCCGCUUCAAGCUGUGAUGCUCCCACACUUGGUCUUCCACCACCUCUACACUCAUUACCAAGACUUCUGGAACAAGGUAUUCUUGCCAGCUGGUGUGGAAGGAGACCUUGACUUCUUUGCAGCUGCACUUUCCUUACCAAGAUGGAGCCUGAAGGCAGGUGGAUGCCCUUCCUGCCAGUGCACCCUGGAAGGUGGAAAUUCAUCGAAUGAUACUGCAGAUGCUCAAGAUGAACAACAACACAUUCACAGAAAUGAUACAGCUUUGCCUGCAGCUUCAGCAACUGAAUUUGUGGGUGCUGCCUUCAAGAUGGCCCACCUGAACAAUUUGAUCCAUGAGCAUUUCAAGCAGGAGCCUGACAUUCCUGACAUCUUUGCCAUCACCAUCAAGCUCCAUAUGGUGUUGCAUGUGGCUUUGCACAGUCAUGAAAUCUCUCCUCGGUUGACUUGGAACUUCACAGGAGAGGAUGAGAUGGGCAUUCUCAAAGUUCUUGGUCAGAACUGUUGCAAAGGUGUUCAGCCUGAGGAUGUCACUUCCAAGAUGCUCCUUCACUGGCGGUAUGCAAUGCACUUGGAGAUGGAAAAGGUUUGA
Cladocopium goreaui is the source of this 2055-nucleotide messenger RNA. The record is from the annotation of a GenBank genome assembly. Lineage: Eukaryota; Dinophyceae; Suessiales; Symbiodiniaceae.